Zygotorulaspora mrakii is the source of this 1464-nucleotide messenger RNA. RefSeq names its product Swc4p (gene SWC4). The record is from RefSeq and is a predicted model, not a curated record. Gene Ontology annotation, molecular function: transcription corepressor activity. Gene Ontology annotation, biological process: negative regulation of transcription by RNA polymerase II; chromatin remodeling; DNA repair. NCBI's taxonomy places the organism in Eukaryota, Fungi, Ascomycota, Saccharomycetes, Saccharomycetales, Saccharomycetaceae. The transcript has a single exon. Gene Ontology annotation, cellular component: Swr1 complex; NuA4 histone acetyltransferase complex. Bases 1 to 1464 code for a protein of 487 amino acids.
AUGUCUUCGUCGGAUAUUUUUGAUGUUUUAAACAUUCAGCAGAGAUCCAAAAGUCCUGGAAGUACGGGAUCUCCAACGCCCAGUGCAACUGUCCCAAUUGCGGGCAGCAAAGUUGCCAAACCACAGGUCACCGGUAUGCAGAGAGAGCUGUACAAUCUAUUAGGUGAAAAUCAACCACCUGUUGUGGUACAGUCUACCAACAAAUUUAAAGAAAAGCUAGCGUCCAUUUCAAAGCCAUCACCAUGGACAAAUGCAUCUUUUCGUGCCAAUAAAUACGUGACCUUACAUCAUUGGGUAAAGGGAUCAAAAGAACUUUCAAAUCAAGAUCAAGAGAAUCAAUUUUCCAAAUUUGAUGUAAAACUGACCAUUCCUGAGAUAACAAAAGAAGAUUUUGAUUCUUUCAUGAAGACUAGGAAUGAAAAUGAGAAAUCACUGAAGGAUUCACAAUCUACUAAGGAAAAAAGCGACCAAAAAGAAGCCAAUAAUGUUGACAAAGAUGAAAAUACGUGGAGUUUUGAAGAGGUUGACGGCCUUUUUGACUUAUGCAGGCGAUAUGAUAUGAGAUGGUUUGUAAUUCACGACCGAUAUUCCUAUGGCAAGCCAAGAAGCUUGGAAGAUUUGAAGGAAAAGUUUUAUGAAGUCUGCAAACAUUAUUUCUCAAAUAAAGAUCCUAACAAUGCAUUGUUACCAACAUUAAAUUUUCCCAAGCGAAAGGAGCUUGAAAGGAAAAAGUAUCUACAGAGACUGCUGGCCAGAUCUGCGGCCGAAAUUGCGGAAGAAGAAGCUCUCAUAAUUGAAUCUCGUAAGUUCGAAAUGGCAGCCAAGAAAACUUUGAAUGAAAGGGAGUCAUUGCUUCGAUUAUUAGACUCUCCAAAUUCAGAUCAACCUGUUUCCCAAUAUCUAACUUCACAAGGGAUGUCUCAAUUAUACGGAUCUCUACUUUCGGAUAAAUCGAGAAAGAGAAAGCAUAACCCAAAUAUUCCAGAAAAUCCAUGGAUGAAACAACAACAGCAAUUUGCGCAGCAAAGACAGCAAUUACAGCAGAUGCAAGAGAAGAAGCAAGAUAGGAAGCACGAAAAUCAAGAAGUAGGGUCUCCAAGAAAAACGAAAAAGCAGAAACUCGAACUGCAGACUGCAAUGAAAAGAAAGGCGGAGAGUGUUUAUGCGGAACAUCUGUUGAAUAAGUUCAAUUCGGAACAAAGGGAGGCUUUGGGUGUUAUUUCUCACGGUGAAAAAUUACCACCUGGCGUAUAUCUCAGAUCAACCAGGAUAUCCACUUUCAAGCCUGCGCUCCAAAAUAAGGUUUUGGCUGCACUGCAAGAAUUGGGACUACCCACUAGGCCUGUCAUGCCCACCUAUAAAGUCGUGCAAAAGCAUGAUGAGCUACUACGACAGAUAGCCAAUUUAAUCGAGCUGAAAAAGCAUCUGGAUAAAUUGGAAGCAGAAAAAGCUAUAUCAAAUUAA